This is a messenger RNA of Lolium rigidum, 2640 nucleotides long. RefSeq names its product cation/H(+) antiporter 15-like. Lineage: Eukaryota; Viridiplantae; Streptophyta; Magnoliopsida; Poales; Poaceae. Gene Ontology annotation, molecular function: antiporter activity. Gene Ontology annotation, cellular component: endomembrane system; membrane. The record is from RefSeq and is a predicted model, not a curated record. The transcript has 2 exons. Bases 1 to 2640 code for a protein of 879 amino acids. Gene Ontology annotation, biological process: proton transmembrane transport; regulation of pH.
AUGGCGUCCACCGUAGCGCCCCUGAACGCCGACGUCGAGGACCUGCGGACGAACGUGACGGCGCAGCUCCGCAACGCGACGGGGCCGAGCAAGGUGACCGACCUGGUGGUGUGCUACUCGCCGAUGAUGAUCGCCACCAACGGCAUCUGGCAGGGCGUGAACCCGCUCGAGUUCUCCCUCCCGCUCUUCAUCCUCCAGGUGGCCGUCAUCGUCAUCACCACCCGCGUCCUCGUCCUCCUCCUCAGGCCCCUCCGCCAGCCGCGCGUCAUCGCUGAGAUCCUCGCCGGCAUCGUGCUGGGGCCCUCGGUCAUGGGGCAGAUGGAGCUGUGGGGCAACAUGGUGUUCCCGCAGCGGAGCCUGCUCACCCUCGAGACCGUGGCGCACCUCGGCCUCCUCUACUUCCUCUUCCUCGUGGGCCUCGAGAUGGACCUCGACGUCAUCAGGCGCUCCGGCAAGAAGGCGCUCUUCGUGGCCCUGGCCGGGAUGGCGCUGCCCUUCUGCAUCGGCACCGCCACGUCCUUCAUAUUCCGGCACCAGGUGUCCCGGAACGUGCACCAGACCUCCUUCCUGCUCUUCCUCGGCGUCGCCCUCUCCGUCACGGCCUUCCCCGUGCUCGCGCGCAUCCUCGCCGAGAUCAAGCUGCUCAACACGGAGCUGGGCCGCAUCGCCAUGUCCGCGGCCAUCGUCAACGACAUGUGCGCCUGGAUCCUGCUCGCGCUCGCCAUCGCCAUCACCGAGGUGGACAGCACGGUGCUGUCGUCCCUGUGGGUCCUCCUCGGGGGCGUCGUCUUCGUGCUCUUCUGCUUCUACGUCGUGCGCCCCGGGAUGUGGUGGCUCAUCGGCCGCGUCCCCGAGGGCGAGAGCAUCAGCGACAUGGACGUCUCGCUCAUCCUCACCGGCGUCAUGGCGGCCGGCGUUUGUACGGACGCACUCGGCAUCCACUCGGUUUUCGGCGCGUUCGUCUACGGGCUGGUCAUCCCGAGCGGGCCGCUCGGCGUGGCGCUCAUCGAGAAGCUGGAGGACUUCGUCACCGGCCUCCUCCUCCCGCUAUUCUUUGCCAUCAGCGGCCUGCGCACCGACGUGACCAAGGUGCACGACCCGGUGACCGUCGGCCUGCUUGUGCUCGUCUUCGUCAUGGCCAGCUUCGCCAAGAUCAUGGGCACCAUCAUCAUCGCAGCGCUAUACACCAUGCCCUUCCGCGAGGGCGUCUCCCUUGGUUUCCUCAUGAACACAAGGGGGCUCGUCGAAAUGAUCGUGCUCAACAUUGGGAGAGACAAGCAGGUGUUGGGCGACGAGUCGUUCGCGGUGAUGGUGUUGGUGUCGGUGGCGAUGACGGCGCUGGUGACGCCGGUCGUGACGGGCCUGCAAAAGCCGGCGCGGCGACUCGUCGGGUACAAGCGGAGGAACCUGCAGCGCAUCAGGCACGACAGCGAGCUCCGCAUGCUGACGUGCGUGCACACCACGCGCAACGUGCCGUCCGUGCUGUCGCUGCUCGACCUCUCGAACCCGUCCAAGCGCUCCCCCAUCUUCAUCUACGCGCUCCACCUCGUCGAGCUCACCGGCCGAGCCUCCAACAUGCUUGCCGCCGCCGCCGCCUCCGCCUCCUCGAGCAGCCGCUCAGGCUCCUCCGCCCUGCCCCCUAUGACGGAGCACAUCUUCAACGCUUUCGAGAACUACGAGAUGCACACCGGAGGCGUCUCAAUCCAGACGCUCACGGCGGUGUCGCCGUACCAGAGCAUGCACGACGACGUGUCCGUGCUCGCGGAGGACAAGCACGUGUCGCUCAUCGUGGUCCCUUUCCACAAGCAGCAGACGGUGGACGGCGGGUUGGAGCCGAUCAACCCGUCCAUCCGGGGCUUCAACGAGAGCCUCCUCUCCACCUCCCCGUGCUCCGUCGCCAUCCUCGUGGACCGUGGCCUCAGCGCCGCCGCGGCGCGCAUGACCGACGAGCACAGCCUCGUGCUCUUCUUCUUCGGUGGGCCCGACGACCGCGAGGGGCUCGCCUACGCGUGGAGGAUGGUCGAAAACCCCGGCGUUUCCCUCGCCAUCUUACGGUUCCUCCCGCCGGACUACCGGGCGCAGUCCUCCGCCGGCGGCUCGUACUCGUCCAACGCGGACUCGCGCGCGAUCAACAUCGGCGCCGAGGGCAAGACCGAGCUGGAGAUGGACGAGGAGUACCUGGGCGAGUUCCGCGCGCGCAACCAGGGCAACAAUGCCAUCACGUACGCCGAAAGGACGGUGACCAACAGCGAGGAGACGGUGGCGGCCAUCCGGAGCCUGGAUAGUAGCAUGCACGAGAUGUACAUCGUGGGCCGGCGCCCCGGCGAGUCCGGGUCGCCGAUGACGUCGGCGCUGGAGGACUGGAUGGAGUCCCCGGAGCUGGGGCCCAUCGGGGACAUGCUCGUGUCGUCCGACUUCUCUAUGACGGUGUCGGUGCUGGUGGUCCAGCAGUACGUGGUGACCGACGGGACGGCGCCCAUGGCCGCCCCCGGCCCGGCGCCCGCCGUUAACGUCGACCCGGUGCGCCAGUACCUGAGCAACGCGAACCAGCGGCCACCCCCGGGGCUCGAGGGGUACCAGUCCAUCCCGGCAUCGUCGGCGGCUGAUAGCAGAUGGUCUAGUGGCACCGUAGGAUUCUGA